This is a messenger RNA of Lactuca sativa (garden lettuce), 1243 nucleotides long. RefSeq names its product regulatory protein RecX family protein. The record is from RefSeq and is a predicted model, not a curated record. Gene Ontology annotation, biological process: regulation of DNA repair. Lineage: Eukaryota; Viridiplantae; Streptophyta; Magnoliopsida; Asterales; Asteraceae.
AACAAGCUCGGGCCAUUUCUGAAAUUACCGACUGUUUAGGGCUUUUAUACUUCGUGCCUUCAAAUUCGAAGAGAUUUCAAAGAAAUGGCGAUAUUCGCGGGAAAAUGCAUUUAUGGCGCUGCAUUUGAGCUUCAGUCCAGAGUUUUCGUGAAGCCAUGUAGGGCGAUGAUGAUUAUAGUCCGAUGCUGUUCGAAUUCGGAUGAAAGCUCCAUGAAUUCCCCAGUUAGGUACACUCCUAAGAAAUCUUUAAAAUAUAAUAAAGUUAAUGAUUAUACUCCGGCUGCAAAGGAAUCCAAGAAUUUCGAAGUGCGUCGAUUCACAAACCCCGAUUCAUUGUAUGUUGAGUUUUCAAAUGCUGGAGAAAGAUCCAGUAUAGGAUUUUCUGUGCACGAGAAAUCACUGGAUAACGAUUUUAAGGAAGGCCAUGUUAUAUCAAAAGAAAAGAAAACUUAUAAUUCAAAUGUGAGAUUAGAGGUCGGUGAACCUGAUUACAAAUGGAGAUCUGCGGAUUCAAAGGUUAUGGAAGAAGCUGAUGAAUUUGAUGCCAUGGAAGGUCUUGAUGAGGAUUUAGAUGAACAUGAUUCUCUUAAUGGAGAAUACGAAAUCAAAAAUCUCACAAUUAAAACUAAAGAAGAAGCUGAGAAGACAGCAAUUAGAUUGCUUGGUGCAAGAGCAUAUACAGCACUUGAACUGAAGAAGAAACUGAUAGGAAAGAAAUUCUCCGAUGAAGUUGUGAAUGCUGUGAUUUCUGACUUCCAAAACAGAGGAUUUAUCAACGAUUUGUUGUAUGCUGAAUCAUUUUCUCGAUCAAGAUGGUCUUCAUCAAGUUGGGGUCCACGUAGGAUCAAGCAGGCAUUGGCCAAAAAGGGAGUUAAUGAUCUGGAUGCACAGAAAGCAAUAAAAGUGGUGUUAGAAGAUGGGGAGUCUGUUCCAAAAUUUGGGUUAUCAAAGCCAUCAAUGGAUCAUCUGUUUGCCCAAGUUUCAAAGCAAUGGCUUCGUGCUAAAGACCUACCAACUGAAAAACAAAAAUCAAGAAUCAUCAAUUGGCUUCAAUACCGUGGUUUUAAUUGGGGCGUUAUUAACUUUAUCUUAAAAAAGUUACAAUCCGAGCAUCCAGUGAAAACUGAUGAUGGGUAGAUGGGUCAAGCUGAGUUAUUUAAUCUUUAAAUUUUCUAAUACUCCCAGAAAUCCUAUCCUUGUUGACUCUAAAUCUAAAUCUAUAUAAUUGCACUCAUUGAUUGAA